AUCUGGUGUCAGCAGAUAUUAAGCUUGAUUUAUUUUAGAGAACAUCGCAAAAGAACGGAAAAUGUGGAAACAAGUUAUCGUGUCCCCUUUCUUGAGUACUGCUCUAGACAUAUAGAUUUUGGCAAAACACCAUCUCCUCGUCUCUUUGUUACCCACCUUCCAUACUACUUGGUUCCAAGAGGCCUGAAGGACAAAAAAGCCAAGAUUAUAUACGUAUACAGAAAUCCUAAGGAUGUUAUGUGCUCAUAUUUUCAUUAUUUAAACACAUAUCCAAUAUUUAAAGCUGCGGACUCUAUUGAGGCAUUUAUGAAACAAUAUUUGGAAGGGAAAGUGUUAGGAAGCCUUUGGUUUGACCAUAUCAGAGGUUGGUACAAGCACAGAAACUACUUCAAUAUUCAGUUUAUGAUGUACGAAGAGAUGAAGAAGGAUCUCAGAAGUUCUGUGUUAAAGCUCUCCAAAUUUCUGAGUAAAGACCUGAGUGAGGAGACCAUGGAUGACGUGGUGAGACAGGCCUCAUUUGAGAACAUGAAGGAUGAUCCGCUAGCAAACAAUGAAAACAUGCUCUAUAGGCACGUGGGGUCAAAACUACAAGAAGGCCAUUUCCUUCGCAAAGGUACCAUUGGAGACUGGAAAAAUCACAUGACUGUAGAGCAGAAUGAAAGAUUUGACAUGAUUUUCCAGAAGCAGAUGAAAGACUUUCCAUUGCAGUUCAUCUGGGAUGUAAAUAAAACACAGAAUUAAGCUCAGCACACAGAAUCUGAAGAAAGCACCUUCAGCAGGAAAUACAUUAAUUCUUACACUUCAAUCUUUGACUCUGAACCAUGUUGUAAAAUCUCACUCAUUAAUGUAUAUUAAUUCCUUUAUAUUUUUGCCAUGUGGAGAGCUUCCUAUGUCCAGGCAUUCCUUCUUUUCUGAUCCACUGAGGAUUCUUCAUCCCUUUUUGGAAUAAAAUCAUAGGCAGCUGUACUCUUUACUUUUACAUUUACUUACAAAUUGAUUAUGAUCUUCCUGACAUAUUCAGAAAUUUAAUUUUAUCUAAUAACAUGAAUCAAACAUUCAUUUCAUGGCUUGUGUGGUUAUAUUUUACUUUGGUGGACUGUUAUCUCAAAUGUAUUUAGGUAUUCAUGGAUCAUAUCCAAAUUUAUUUGGUUAUUAUUCUCAUGAUGUAAGAAAAGUAGUCAGUUUUUUCUUCUUACAAAUAACAAGUUGAUGCAGCAUCACUUAUUGAAUUGUCCACCAUUUUAAUAGUGCUUAAAAUAGAUGUUAUUAUAUUCCCAAAAAAUUGUGUGUACAUAUGUUGACUCUGUGUACAUUGCUCUGCUUUGAUUUCUUUUAUCAAAACCAUGGCCAAUAAAUAUCUGAAAUAAUGUUAUGAACUCUCAUAUAUAAUUCUGUUGGAUAUUUUCUCCUAUUCUCUAGGUUGUCUGUUUUCUCUCAGGAUAGUUUCCUUGACUGUGCAGACGCUUUUUAUUU
Messenger RNA from Microcebus murinus (gray mouse lemur), 1473 nucleotides. Its product is annotated as amine sulfotransferase-like. Gene Ontology annotation, molecular function: sulfotransferase activity. The record is from RefSeq and is a predicted model, not a curated record. NCBI's taxonomy places the organism in Eukaryota, Metazoa, Chordata, Mammalia, Primates, Cheirogaleidae.